ACUUCUUUAAUACCAUUUGCAUAUCCAUGUUCAAAUUGCUUGCUUUCUCACAAAGCAAUCCCCAAAACCAUAGCCAUGCAGCUCAAUCGCCUCUGUAUUGUUUUACCAUCAAAUUCUGGUGAAAUGGAGCAACCUGAAAUGGGUUCACAACAAUCCUUUCAAUCUGCAAAGAAACAAAUUAAGGUCAAACAGUGUCAUAGAGUUUGUGGGGUGCAAGUUCUUGCAUUGCUUCGCAGUUCUUUGAGCAGGUUAUAUGAGUCAAGGUGCUGGAGAACUUGCCAACAUAGAGUGCAGAAAGAAAAGAAGAACUCUGAUGUGUUUCAUGACAUGGAUGGUGUGCAAGUUUCUCUCAAGAUUGGUAGGGAGAAUCCAAGGAUAUUCAGCUAUGCAGAGCUUUUCAUAGGGUCCAAUGGUUUCAGAGAAGAUCAAGUUCUUGGGAGUGGAGGAUUUGGCAAAGUGUACAAGGCUGUUUUACCAAGUGAUGGAACUGUGGUUGCUGUGAAAUGCUGCUUAGCAGAGAAAGGGAAACAAUUUGAGAAGAGUUUUGCAGCAGAGUUAACAGCUGUAGCAGAUCUUCGUCACAAGAACCUUGUCAGGUUGAGGGGUUGGUGUGUUCAUGAUGAUCAGUUACACCUUGUUUAUGACUACAUGCCGAACCUCAGCCUCGACCGCAUACUCUUUCGCCGGCUGGAGAACUUGAAGGCUGAGCCUCUUGAUUGGGGACAAAGAGUGACAAUUGUCAAAGGUUUGGCAGCUGCAUUGUAUUAUCUCCAUGAACAAUUAGAAACUCAAAUCAUUCACAGGGAUGUCAAAACUAGCAAUGUGAUGCUUGAUUCCCAUUACAAUGCUCGGUUGGGUGACUUUGGCAUGGCAAGGUGGCUAGAACAUGAGCUUGAGUUUAAGAAUAGGAAAACAUCAACCAGAAUUGAUUAUUUCCGGUUGGGAGAUACAUCAAAAAUUGGUGGUACAAUUGGGUAUCUUCCACCUGAAAACUUGCAGAAACCAAGCAACGCUACCUCCAAAUCUGAUGUUUUCAGCUUUGGGAUAGUUGUGCUAGAGGUGGUAUCUGGAAGGAGAGCAAUAGAUCUCACACACCCAGAUGAUCAAAUCAUUCUGCUUGAUUGGAUCAGAAGGCUUUCUGAUGAAGGGAAGCUUCUGGAGGCAGCCGAUACUCGGCUACCGGAUAGAUCCUACAAGCUUUCUGAGAUGCAGCAUCUCAUUCACAUAGGCCUACUUUGUACACUCCAUGAACCACAAUUAAGGCCAACCAUGAAAUGGAUUGUGGAAGCACUUUCUGAUCUUUCUUUCAAACUUCCAAAACUCCCUUCAUUUCUCUCCCACCCUUUAUACAUCUCUUUGUCUUCCCCAUCUGAGACUAGUCCCAGCAGCACAAGUGGCACUAGCUAUGCCACAGAGAAUGCUAGCAUAAUCACCAACUAUACUUCAUCCAACUAUGUAACAGCCAUAGGGGAAACUAUGUAUGUAACUGCUGAACACAAAAACAGUGAAAUCAUCUCUUCAAAGAGCAUGCAUCACCAGCCACAAUUUCCUGUGGUUGAAACUCCAAGGGAAAUAUCAUUCAAGGAGAUUGUUUCUGCUACAGAUAACUUUUCAGAGUCAAGAAGGGUGGCAGAGCUAGACUUUGGGACUGCUUAUCAUGGCAUCCUUGAUGAUAGUUGCCAUGUUUUGGUGAAACGCUUGGGGAUGAAGACUUGCCCUGCAUUGCGUGAUAGAUUUUCCAAUGAACUCCGGAAUCUAGGAAGGCUUCGCCAUAGGAAUUUGGUGCAACUUCGUGGAUGGUGCACUGAGCAAGGAGAGAUGCUUGUUGUUUACGAUUACUCAACAAGUAGAAUUCUCAGUCAACAACUCCUCCAUCAUAACAAUAGUAAAAUUGGGUGUUCUGUCCUACAAUGGCAUCACAGAUACAACAUAGUGAAAGCACUUGCCUCUGCAGUUCUCUAUCUUCAUGAGGAAUGGGAGGAACAAGUGAUUCACAGAAACAUUACCUCCUCAGCUGUCAUUCUUGAACCAGAUAUGAACCCAAGACUCAGCUGUUUUGCUCUAGCUGAAUUUUUGUCAAGGAAUGAGCAGGGUCAUCACACAAUCACUGACACAAGCAAAUCAGUUCGCGGCAUUUUCGGUUACAUGUCACCGGAAUAUGUGGAAUCCGGUGAAGCAACCUCUGCGGCUGAUGUUUAUAGUUUUGGUGUGGUGGUGCUUGAAGUUGUCAGUGGACAGAUGGCAGUGGACUUCCGGCAGCCAGAGGUACUUUUGGUGAAGAAGGUUCAUGAAUUUGAGAUGAGAAAAAGACCAUUGAAAGAGUUAGCAGACAUAAGACUCAAUGGAGAGUACAAUAACAAAGAGCUGAUGAGAUUGGUAAGAUUAGGAAUUGCAUGCACCCGUUGUGACCCACAAUUAAGACCAAGCAUGAGACAAAUAGUAAGCAUCCUUGAUGGCAAUGACAAAUUACUUAUCCAGAGAAACAAGGAAAGUAGGGAAGAAUGGAGGCAAAGAAAUGCUAGUUCUUUGUCAAUGAUUAAAAGAAUCCAAGCUCUAGGAAUACAGUAAGAGGUUA
Molecule: messenger RNA, 2575 nt
Organism: Gastrolobium bilobum
Lineage: Eukaryota; Viridiplantae; Streptophyta; Magnoliopsida; Fabales; Fabaceae
Product: receptor like protein kinase S.2-like
Exons: 1
Coding region: 76-2568 (830 amino acids)
Biological process (GO): protein phosphorylation
Cellular component (GO): plasma membrane
Molecular function (GO): ATP binding; protein kinase activity
Source: RefSeq, a predicted model, not a curated record